AAUAAAAAAAUUUGUUAAUUAUAUGUUUACUGUCAGAUGUAUAUAACACAAUAUUAUAUAAAAUAUAUACUUAUACAUUAAAUAUAAAUAAAAAUGAACCAUUAAAUAAAAAUGACAACUAAAAUAGGAAUAAGGUAUUCGAGGGAGACAACUGGUGACGUGAGUCAUUUUAAAGUUUUAACGCGAUUCAAGUGUUUGUUUUUUUGAUAACGUCAUUUAUAGAUAUUAUUGUGAUUGAUUGAAUAUCUGAAAAAUAUAAAAAACGAUGCUUAAAUAUGUGGAUUACAUUAACUAAAAUAUGUGAUGGCUGGUGCUGUUGUAAUCGAAACAAAUCAGAAUUUACAAGUAUUUGUUGAUAAUAAAUUAAUGAAGAACGCAACACCUAGUAACUACAAACAGCAGCAACAACAACAACAAUACCGUGACCGUGAAUGCAAUGGUUAUAAUAAAAUGGCUAUUUCAUUAGAACGUUAUAAUACUUCAGCAUCUCUAUCGGGUGGAUCACUAUCAUCACCAUCAACCGGAACAGCAGCAAUUGGAGUAACGAGUAAUAAAUAUAAUCGUGAGAAUAAUAAAAAUGAGCAUAACCGUCCAAAAAAUUUUGUAUAUAAUGCCAACAAAUCAUCAACGUCAUCCUCGUCGCCUGUAACAGUGCCACUAUGUCUUCUUGGAGAUGUACAGUUACGUUUUCUUUGUCCAGAAGAUUUAGAAGAAGUACGUGCACUGUGUCAAGACUGGUUUCCGAUAGAUUAUCCGUACUCAUGGUAUGAAGAUAUAACAAGUUCAUCACGAUUUUAUGCACUGGCAGCAGUAUUUGGCGGUGUCAUAAUUGGAUUGAUAGUCGCUGAAAUAAAACCUUUUGCGACUUUAAAUAAAGAAGACCAAGGUAUAUUGUGUUCAAGUUUAGGUAAAGAAUCACUCGUUGGGUAUAUAUUAUCGUUGGGUGUACGUCGUGCUUAUAGAAGAAAUGGUAUUGCUUCGUUAUUACUUGAACAAUUAUUGGCCCACGUAACAGCACCAGAACGUUCAAUAGUUAAAGCUGUAUUUCUACAUGUACUGUCAAGUAAUGCACCAGCAAUAUUAUUCUACCAAAGAUGUAAUUUUAGACUACAUAGUUUUCUGCCAUAUUAUUACUCAAUACGCGGUAAGUGCCGUGAUGGAUUCACAUAUGUACUUUAUGUCAACGGUGGUCAUGCACCCUGGGGUUUUUGGGAUUGGAUGCGUCAUUUAGCUGGUGCAAUGUCUAGCUUAGGACCAUGUAGAGUACCACACUGGAUUUGGCAACGAUUAAUGUGGGCUGCGACUCUGCUCUCUUAUCAUAGAUGAUAUUUAAACUGUCGGAUAAAAUUAAAAUUUUAUAAUAAAAUUGACCAGUAGAUUCUCAAUCAUCUGAACUGAGAUUAGUUUAUCACUCAAUUAUUAAAAUAUUUAUAGAGAUUAUUAUAAGAUGAUGUUAUUAAAGCUUUAUUAAAUGUUACUUUCACGAUUUUUUCAAA
Messenger RNA from Cotesia glomerata, 1496 nucleotides. RefSeq names its product N-alpha-acetyltransferase 60 (gene Naa60). Bases 304 to 1326 code for a protein of 340 amino acids. Gene Ontology annotation, biological process: N-terminal peptidyl-methionine acetylation. The record is from RefSeq and is a predicted model, not a curated record. NCBI's taxonomy places the organism in Eukaryota, Metazoa, Arthropoda, Insecta, Hymenoptera, Braconidae. Gene Ontology annotation, molecular function: histone acetyltransferase activity; protein-N-terminal amino-acid acetyltransferase activity. The transcript is spliced from 2 exons. Gene Ontology annotation, cellular component: Golgi membrane.